Pseudozyma flocculosa PF-1 is the source of this 2514-nucleotide messenger RNA. RefSeq lists its product as uncharacterized. Bases 1 to 2514 code for a protein of 837 amino acids. The transcript is spliced from 2 exons. Lineage: Eukaryota; Fungi; Basidiomycota; Ustilaginomycetes; Ustilaginales; Ustilaginaceae. The record is from RefSeq and is a predicted model, not a curated record. Gene Ontology annotation, biological process: regulation of DNA-templated transcription. Gene Ontology annotation, molecular function: DNA-binding transcription factor activity.
AUGGCCGCGACCAAGGCGACCGCCAGCGGCUCUAGCGGGUCGCACAACGCUUCCACGUCGAACACCACCGCCGCUCCUGCUGCCUCGUCCAGCAACCUGGGCAAGCGCAAGUCGGUCAGCGUCGCCUCUUCGUCCGAUGCCGGGGACGACGAGGGCGACGACGCUCGCGGCAGGUCCCCCUCGAAGCUCACCGCCACCGGCAAAGUUUCGGCUUCCCAGCAGCUCGUCCCCGUGCCCGGCAACCCAGAUGCACCGCUCGUGACAAAGAGGACACUCCAGAAUCGCAAGGCACAGCGCGAGUUCCGAAAGAGGAGGGAGGCCCGCGUCAAGGAUCUCGAGGAGCGGGUCCGGCGCUACGACGAGCAGGGCGUCGAGGCCAACAUGGCCCUGCAGCAGAUCGCAGAGUCACUCAAGCAGGAGAACGAGGCACUCAAGAGCCUCCUCGUCCGACUCGGCUUCGGCCACAUGAUUGGCGGCGCGCUCGAGGGCGUUCGCGGCCCGGCCGUCAGCUACCCCAUGCCGCCGCACAGCUUCCCCGCCAUGGACAUGAGCAUGGCCUCGUGGGCCAAGGGGGCGGGCGCGCCUACCAACGUAUCCUCCGCUCCCUCCGCUGACGCCGCCUCUCGGCGCGGCACAAAGGCGGAUGGCAUCGACAUGACGGCAAGCGGCGCGCAGAAGUCGUCGUCGUCUGGCGUCACCGCUCAGCCGCAGUUCCACCCGCCGGCAAGCGACAGCGUCAACCCGAGCCUGCUCAGCGACGCGCCGAAGCCGGAGACGGCUGCCAGGGCAAAGGAGGAAGAAGGUGGUCCGUUCAACAGCGACUGGUUUGCCCAGCUGGCGCAGUCGGGUCACGGCAAGGACGACGACGAUGACGAGGGCGACGCCGCCGCCGCCGACAACCGCACUUCGCAGGCGUCUGGCCCCGUGGCCGCCUCUUACGACGGCGGCAACGCGCAGCAGAACCGCUUGCACCAAGGCCAGCAGCAGUCGGCCUCGGUCAACCCGAUCCUUUCGCUCAACUUUGGCGACUCGGGUGCGGACAACAAGAGCCAGCAGCAGCAGCAGAACGGCAAGGGGAGGGAGCGCCAGCAGCCGUCGCCGUCCAAGUACGGCGCUAGGCUUGGCCCCAGGGUCAAUGACCUCACCCCCAACACUGCGCUGCGCAACUUCUUCAGCGACUUUGCAGCGCCGCCCUCGAGCAACGGCAACAACGGCGGCCUGCAGUCGAGCACCAACGCCAGCAACCACGGAGCCUCGGGCUCGGCCAUGCUCGGCGACGCGUCAGCUGGCCGCGGCUUCGGCAUGCCCGCCUUUUCGAACUCCUCUGGUCCCGGCGGCAACAGCGGCGCCGGCAACAUCUUCCCCAUGCCGCUGCCGACGCACCAGAACGACGCGCUGCUCAACCCGAACCCGAUCCCCUUCGCCUUCAACCUGAGCAACACGCGGAGCCCUCCGGACCAGAGCUGGUGGAACCAGAUGGGCGGCGGCCAGUUCACCGACGCCGACAACAGCAUCCUCGACGAAAAGGCGCAGGCAGUCGCCCAGGCCACGGCCGCCCUCAACGGCGGCAACGGCAACAACACCAACAACAACAAUAGCGGCAGCAACAAUGGUGCACAGAGCCCGUUCGACCUGUCGGCUUUUCUGACUGGGGGCAUCACGCCCGGAGGGGGCUUUAAUCUAGGCCCGCAUGCUGCCCCCGGAAACGUCGACUCUGCGUUUGGGAGCGGCUUCAACUUUGGCAACGCCGACGAUCCUCUCGGAAAGCUCAAGGAUGGCGGCGACAAGGCGGCGCCCGCCGCGUCGCUGCUGCCCGCGGGCCUCGGCGACGGUGGCAAGGGCGCGGGCAACGGCAACAGCAAGUCGCUGACGCCCGCCGAGCACGCCCAGAUGUUUCUGCGCCUCCUCGAGGCCAAGAUGGCGCGGCAGAACGUAAGCCCGUACACGUCGCUCGGAUUCCAGCCGCCGUCGCAGAUGAUGCAGCAGCAGCAGCAGCAGCAGCAGCAGCAGCAGCAGCAGCCGGCGGCCGCCGGCAGCGACGGCCGAGCCAAUUCGUCGCCGCUCUCGUUGAACCCGGAUCAGGAUGGCGGCGACCGCCCUGCCUCGCCGGCGCUGACGCUCAAGCUCUCGUCGCCCAGCCUGUCGCCGAUCAACGUGUAUACGCGCCUGUCGCAGCACCCGGCCUUUCUCUCGACGGACGCGUCGGAGCUCGAGGAGCUCGUCGACUUUAUCGACCUCGACCAGCAGCAGCAGCAUCAGCAGCAGCAGCAGCAGCGCAAGGCGGGCAACGGCACGCUCCUCUACCCGCCCUCGGCGGCUGGACUGACGCCGAGCCUGUACGGCGCCGCGUCGGGCGGCGGCACGGGCAAGCUGGGCUCGAAGCCAUCGGCCCCGUCGGACGAGGCCGGAGUCGAGGUCGACGAAAAGGCGCUCGACAAGAUGCUGGGCUUCCUCGACCAGAGGACGCCGCGCGGCGAUGCCCCGCUCAGCUACGGCCAGGACUUUGUCGUCUGA